This is a messenger RNA of Solea senegalensis (Senegalese sole), 1941 nucleotides long. Its product is annotated as transient receptor potential cation channel subfamily V member 1-like. The record is from RefSeq and is a predicted model, not a curated record. Bases 1 to 1941 code for a protein of 646 amino acids. Lineage: Eukaryota; Metazoa; Chordata; Actinopteri; Pleuronectiformes; Soleidae. Gene Ontology annotation, molecular function: calcium channel activity; protein binding. Gene Ontology annotation, biological process: calcium ion import across plasma membrane. Gene Ontology annotation, cellular component: membrane. The transcript is spliced from 13 exons.
AUGGAGAAAGAACCGCCACAGGAUGACAAGCAGCUCAAUGACAUCCCCGAAAGUCUGGACUGGCUUCUGAGCACAGACGACGAGAUCAUUCCUAUGGACACAAACAUUCCAAUGAAUAGUGACACCACUGACACUGUUGGUACGUCAGCAUUCACCAGGAAGCGGCUCUUUGAAGCAGCAUCCCAGGGAAACACAACUAAGCUUGAUGGUCUGCUCAACUACCUGUUGGUUAAUAAUAGACGACUUACGAGCCCAGAAUUCACAGACUGCGGGAAAACAGUGCUCCUCAAAGCUUUGCUGAAUCUGAAAGAUGGAAGAAACGACACCAUUGACGUUUUCCUCGACAUCGCAGAGAAAACUGGAGAUUUAAAAAACUUAAUCAAUGCGCCUUACAAAGAUGUUUGCUACAAAGGUCAGACAGCGCUGCAUGUCGCCAUUGAAAGACGGAGCUUCUAUCAUGUGAAGCUGCUGGUGCAGAAAGGAGCUGAUGUGCAAGCCAAAGCCAGUGGAACUUUCUUCCGGCAUGGUGUGGGACUGGGCUUUUAUUUUGGAGAACUUCCACUGCCGCUGGCUGCCUGCACCAACCAGUCCAACAUUGUGUCCUUCCUCAUGGAAAACCCGUAUAGAAGAGCAGAAUUGACUGACAAGGACUCACAAGGAAACACUGUCUUGCACACUUUGGUGGUCAUAGCAGACGACUCACCGGAAAACACAGAAAUGUUUGUGACGAUGUACGACAAGAUUCUCAUUCAGUACACCAAGCUUGAGCAAACAAGAAAGGUCAAUCUGGAAGAGAUUAAAAAUGACCAGGGCUUGACUCCUCUGAAGUUAGCAGCCAAACUGGGGAAGAUUGGGCUCUUCAGGCACAUUUUGCAACGAGAAUUUGUGGAUGAGGAGAUGAUGCCGCUGUGCAGGAAGAUCACAGAAUGGGUCUAUGGACCCGUUCACUCCUCACUUUAUGACACAAGCUCCAUUGACACCAAAGAAGACAACUCUGUGUUGGACAUAAUCGUCUUUGGGAGCGAAAGUCCGAAUCGACCAGAGAUGCUCCAGAUCGAGCCUCUUAAAAGUCUUCUCACGGACAAAUGGGACAGGUUUGCUUCCAAGUUAUUCUGGAUGAAUUUCGUGGUGUAUCUGGUUUACCUGGUCAUCUUCACCACUGUGGCCUGCUACAGAAAGGACGGGGAGCCACCGUUUCCCAUUGAAAACGUCACGGUUGACUCCCUCCGCCUCAUCGGCGAGUUCAUCACUGUCUUAGGAGCAGUGUGGUUUCUCUACAAAUCGAUAACUAUUUUUAUAUGGAACCCACCAAGCUUCACGUCUCUGUACACUGAUGGAGUCUGUGACAUUCUGUUUUUCCUGCAGGCAACACUUCUCCUGAUUUGCACAAUCUUAUACGUCACUGGACGGAGAGAAUAUGUUGGACUCCUCGUGUUGUCUCUGGCCCUUGCCUGGAUCAACGUCCUUUACUAUUCGAGAGGCUCUAAACAUAUGGGGAUAUACGCUGUCAUGAUGCAAAGAAUGAUCCUGAGUGACCUGUUGACCUUUUUAUGUGUCUAUUCGGUCUUGCUUGUUGGAUUCUCAGCAGCUCUGGUUUCUCUGAUGGACGACUCCGCUGCAGCUCAAGAUCAAACACCAAACAAUGACUCACUGCCACAGGGAAGGAGCUUUGAUGUCGAGCCAUUCGUAUGUGAGAAGCCGACUUACGAUGACCUACGUUUCACAGUACUGGAGCUCUUCAAGUUCACGAUUGGAAUGGGAAAUCUGGAGUUCAUCAACCAUGUGCAGUAUAAGGAGGUUUUCUACAUCCUGCUCAUCACGUACAUCGUUCUCACUUACAUCCUGCUCCUCAAUAUGCUCAUCGCCCUGAUGGGCAACACAGUCGAAAGACUCUCCAAGGAAAAUAUAAACAUCUGGAACAUGCAGAGCACACAGCGUUGA